Molecule: messenger RNA, 432 nt
Organism: Ustilaginoidea virens
Lineage: Eukaryota; Fungi; Ascomycota; Sordariomycetes; Hypocreales; Clavicipitaceae
Exons: 3
Coding region: 1-432 (143 amino acids)
Cellular component (GO): nucleosome
Molecular function (GO): structural constituent of chromatin; DNA binding; protein heterodimerization activity
Source: RefSeq, a predicted model, not a curated record
AUGCCUGGCGGCAAGGGAAAGUCUUCUGGGGGUAAAAGCUCCGGAGGCAAGACGAGCGUCGAGGGUCCCAAGAAGCAGCAGAGCCACUCCGCGCGAGCUGGCCUUCAGUUCCCAUGCGGCCGUGUCAAGCGUUUCCUGAAGCAAAACACCCAAAACAAGAUGCGUGUCGGCGCCAAGGCUGCCGUAUACGUUACUGCUGUUUUGGAAUACCUGACUGCUGAAGUUUUGGAACUGGCAGGCAAUGCCGCCAAGGACCUCAAGGUCAAGCGCAUCACUCCUCGCCACUUGCAGCUGGCCAUCCGUGGCGACGAAGAGUUGGACACUCUGAUCCGCGCUACCAUUGCCUUUGGUGGGGUCCUGCCACACAUCAACCGCGCCCUGCUGCUCAAAGUCGAGCAGAAGAAGAAGAAGGCCCAGGCCAUUGAGGCAUAA